CAGAACGGCGCAGGCGCAGUGGGUGGCGGCGGCCGUUGGGAUUCAAAGCAGGGAAGGAGAAACCGGUCGGACCGGGAGACGAUGGCGGCAGCGGCCUUCCAGCGCUCGUUCGACCCCGAGGACCACGAGCUGGACAAGGGAUUCCGGCUGACGGCUCUCUCCGACCUGAAAGGAUGAGGCUGCAAGGUCCCGCAGGAGGUGCUGCUCAAACUCCUGCAGGGACUCGAGCCGGAGCCGCAGCCCGACGCCGGGGCUGGCGGCGACGACGACAACAGCCAGUUCCUGGGCACCGUCAUGCCGCGGAUCGGGAUCGGGAUGGAUUCCUGUGUGAUCCCGCUGCGGCAUGGCGGCCUCUCCCUUGUACAGACCACAGACUUCUUCUACCCGCUGGUUGAUGACCCCUACAUGAUGGGCCGUAUUGCCUGCGCCAAUGUCCUGAGCGAUCUCUACGCCAUGGGCAUCACGGAGUGCGACAACAUGCUGAUGCUGCUGAGUGUGAGCCAGAAAAUGACCGAGAAGGAACGGGACAAGGUGGUACCCCUGAUGAUCCGGGGCUUCAAGGACGCAGCGGAGGAGGGUGGCACCUCGGUGACCGGCGGGCAGACAGUGGUGAAUCCGUGGAUCAUCAUUGGCGGUGUGGCCACUGUGGUCUGCCAACCCAAUGAGUUCAUCAUGCCCGACAACGCGGUCCCGGGUGACGUGCUGGUGCUGACAAAGCCUCUGGGGACGCAGGUCGCUGUGAACAGCCACCAGUGGUUGGAGAACCCUGAGAAGUGGAACAAGAUCAAGCUGGUGGUCUCCCAAGAGGACGUGGAGCUCGCCUAUCAGGAAGCCAUGUUCAACAUGGCCCGGCUAAACAGAACAGCCGCUGGACUGAUGCACACGUUCAAUGCGCACGCGGCCACGGACAUCACCGGCUUCGGCAUCCUGGGCCACGCGCAGAACCUCGCCAAGCAGCAACGCAACGAGGUCUCCUUCGUCAUCCACAACCUCCCCAUCAUCGCCAAGAUGGCAGCCAUCAGCAAGGCUUGUGGCAACAUGUUCGGCCUCCUCCACGGCACGUCAGCGGAGACUUCUGGUGGCCUGCUGAUCUGCUUGCCCCGCGAGCAGGCAGCUCGCUUCUGCGCCGAGAUCAAGUCCCCCAAGUAUGGCGAGGGCCACCAGGCCUGGAUCAUCGGCAUCGUGGAGAAGGGCAACCGGGCAGCGCGCAUCAUCGACAAGCCCAGGAUCAUCGAGGUGGCACCCCGUGGCGCUGCCUCACCCCAGGACAACAAUGCCAGCGCCAGCCCUGAGACCCCCUCGUAAGGGGGGCGGCGGGAGGGAGGGUGAGUCCCUGUCCCUCGUGCACCCCCCACCUUUAGUUGCUCCUCCUUCUUCCCUUUUCUUUGCCACUCCGAUCCCCAAAUGGGAACCACCUACUGCCUGAAAUUUUUAUUUUAAAACCAUUGGCCUCCCCUCCUCAAAGUGACUGACUGCCAGAGCAAGGGUUUUCCCUUUGUGAGCCUUCCUUUUCCCCUGUUGUUUCUAUUUCCCUUUGUUUUCUGUACUGUAAGCCCCCCCCCAAACACCCCUCCCCCAGGGGCUCAAAGUGGGGGGGGGGGGCAGCCAGCUGCGAUCCGCACAGUACCGUAGCAUGCACCCUCUGUCUUCAUGAUUUUCCCCUGAGAAUCUGGCUUCAGUCACAUGGGGAGAGGACGUGUCGGGGACGGAGGGCCCAAAUUACCUCAAGCCUCAGACUCGGCUCCUCCUCGCCAGGCCGUGAGGGAGUUUGAGGGGCAAAGAGGGGCUGAAUGUAUUUUCAUGAGCAUGGGAAGCUGGGCUUCAUGACCUCAUUAGCCUGCUGCUGACGUUUAUUUAAAAGAGCAAGUCCCUCUGCAGCCCCUUCCUCCUGAGAUCUGGGUUUGGACGCCGGGUUCCCCUCCUUCCUUGUGUUAGGGGAUUAUCUGAGCCCACCCCCUCUGUGUCCUUCAGACAUCCAUACCUCUCUUCCCUGCCUCCACUCGAAGACACUGGCAAAGAGAGAGAGGCUGUCUCUGCCUCCCCACUACCCUCGGUGUAACCGGGGACAGGGUCCAGCUCUGGGAUCCUGGGUUUUAAAGCAAAAGAGACUGACGCCCUCUUUUCCUUUUCUCUGCCUCAUUUUCCCCCCACCCCACCCCUCCCUCCCCAAGCCAAGUAACUACACCGGCGAUCCCCUUCAGUAGACUGACAGUGAUUUAACCGUAGAGUGCAGUUAAUUAUGUGUAGGUGUGAAUUUGAAAUCAGGGUUUUCUGAUACUGUACAGGGUUCUGUUGUUCAAAUGAAAAAUACCCCACCAGUCAAUUUGCUGCAGUGUGCAUUUUUCCCUCCCUCCGAACCCUCCCACAUCGCCGCCUUCUGCAGCACGGGCACUCCCUGCUUCCUUUCCACAACCCCCCCACACCCCUCGUUCCUUGCCCUUGAUUGAGCAGCAGGGGCAAAGGGUGAGGGAAGGGCGGGAGGGAAGUGGGCGGGAAAGGGACCGCCUGCUGGCGGCGGGACCCGCCUGCCGUCGACCCGCAGCCCCGUUAGACGCUAGCCGCGCCCCUCUGCGAAUGAAGCCAACCCCCACAAAGCCCGCCUGGUAACGGGGGGCUGGGGGGAUGGCCGACACGAUGAGCCCAGAGGGGCGUGGUACGUCCAGGCCUGCGUAUCGACGGCCAUGGCUACGUUCCCCCCCUACUGUCAAUCAAAGUAAUGGACCAAUAAAUGAGUUUUUUUUUAUAA
This is a messenger RNA of Hypanus sabinus (Atlantic stingray), 2746 nucleotides long. RefSeq names its product selenide, water dikinase 1-like. Gene Ontology annotation, molecular function: ATP binding; selenide, water dikinase activity. The transcript has 8 exons. NCBI's taxonomy places the organism in Eukaryota, Metazoa, Chordata, Chondrichthyes, Myliobatiformes, Dasyatidae. The record is from RefSeq and is a predicted model, not a curated record. Gene Ontology annotation, biological process: L-selenocysteine biosynthetic process. Bases 295 to 1305 code for a protein of 336 amino acids. Gene Ontology annotation, cellular component: cytoplasm.